Messenger RNA from Chaetura pelagica (chimney swift), 1794 nucleotides. It is a transcript of the gene KLHL20, whose product is annotated as kelch-like family member 20. The transcript is spliced from 10 exons. Lineage: Eukaryota; Metazoa; Chordata; Aves; Apodiformes; Apodidae. Bases 46 to 1794 code for a protein of 582 amino acids. The record is from RefSeq and is a predicted model, not a curated record. Gene Ontology annotation, molecular function: protein binding.
GUGUCAGGUCUUGAAGCAUAGGGUGAAGGUUUCUCUCCACGGUGCAUGGACGGAAAGCCAAUGCGCAGGUGUACCAGUGCUCGGCCAGGAGAGACCGGAAUGGACGUGACCAGCCGCUGCACGCUCGGAGACCCCAACAAGCUGCCGGAGGGGGUGCCGCAGCCGGCUCGCAUGCCCUACGUCUCUGACAAGCACCCUCGGCAGACUCUGGAAGUCAUCAACCUCCUCCGGAAGCACCGGGAGUUGUGCGAUGUGGUGCUGGUAGUGGGUGCGAAGAAGAUCUACGCCCACAGGGUGAUCCUGUCGGCCUGCAGCCCUUACUUCCGAGCCAUGUUCACCGGGGAGCUGGCGGAGAGUCGGCAGACGGAGGUGGUGAUCAGAGACAUCGACGAAAGGGCCAUGGAACUGCUGAUUGACUUUGCAUACACCUCUCAGAUCACUGUGGAAGAGGGAAAUGUCCAGACCUUGUUGCCGGCGGCUUGUCUUCUCCAGCUGGCUGAGAUCCAGGAGGCCUGCUGCGAGUUCCUCAAGAGACAGCUGGACCCUUCCAAUUGCCUGGGGAUCCGAGCCUUUGCUGACACUCACUCGUGCCGUGAACUGCUGAGGAUUGCUGACAAGUUCACACAGCAUAACUUCCAGGAGGUAAUGGAGAGUGAGGAGUUCAUGCUGCUUCCUGCCAAUCAGCUCAUAGACAUUAUCUCCAGUGAUGAGUUAAAUGUUCGCAGUGAAGAGCAGGUGUUCAAUGCAGUGAUGGCCUGGGUGAAGUACAGCAUUCAGGAAAGAAGACCCCAGCUGCCACAGGUCCUGCAGCACGUCCGGCUGCCCCUGCUGAGCCCCAAGUUUCUUGUGGGUACAGUGGGAUCUGAUCCACUUAUUAAGAGUGACGAGGAAUNCAGGGAUCUAGUGGAUGAAGCUAAAAAUUAUCUGCUGUUGCCCCAAGAGCGGCCGCUGAUGCAAGGACCAAGAACCAGACCACGCAAACCCAUCCGCUGUGGAGAAGUGCUCUUUGCAGUGGGGGGCUGGUGUAGUGGAGAUGCCAUUUCCAGUGUGGAGCGCUACGACCCUCAGACCAACGAGUGGAGGAUGGUGGCUUCCAUGAGCAAAAGACGCUGUGGUGUGGGAGUCAGUGUCCUGGAUGACCUCCUCUAUGCUGUGGGAGGCCACGAUGGUUCCUCUUAUCUCAACAGUGUGGAAAGGUACGAUCCAAAGACAAAUCAGUGGAGCAGUGAUGUGGCCCCCACCAGUACCUGCAGGACCAGUGUUGGAGUAGCAGUUCUUGGGGGCUACCUCUAUGCUGUUGGUGGCCAGGAUGGUGUCUCUUGUCUCAACAUUGUGGAAAGGUAUGAUCCCAAAGAAAACAAAUGGACUCGAGUGGCUUCCAUGAGCACCAGGCGCCUGGGGGUUGCAGUGGCUGUACUGGGGGGCUUCCUCUAUGCUGUGGGAGGCUCUGAUGGGACAUCUCCUCUCAAUACUGUGGAACGCUACAACCCCCAGGAGAACCGCUGGCACACGAUUGCACCCAUGGGGACAAGGAGGAAGCACUUGGGCUGUGCAGUGUACCAAGACAUGAUCUAUGCUGUGGGAGGCAGAGAUGACACCACGGAGCUCAGUAGUGCUGAGAGAUACAACCCUCGAACCAACCAAUGGUCUCCUGUUGUGGCCAUGACAUCCCGCCGGAGCGGAGUUGGCCUGGCAGUAGUGAACGGGCAGCUGAUGGCAGUGGGGGGUUUUGAUGGCACAACGUACUUGAAGACCAUUGAGGUGUUUGAUCCAGAUGCCAACACAUGGAGGUAA